Molecule: messenger RNA, 5134 nt
Organism: Electrophorus electricus (electric eel)
Lineage: Eukaryota; Metazoa; Chordata; Actinopteri; Gymnotiformes; Gymnotidae
Source: RefSeq, a predicted model, not a curated record
AUUUCGUGCCAGUAUAUUGUUCUCAUCCCGUGGCUUCAGCCUCUGCUUCUCCUACCGGCGCCCACAUGCGCCAAGAUGACGAUUACAUGUUUGUGACGCCGGUGGAGGUGAACUCCGCGGGAGACUACAUCUCCCAUGAUGUCUCCAGGCGCCGAGGUCGAAGGUCGCUGUCAGAGGGUUGGGGUCCUGUGCACUACCACCUGUCUGCUUUUGGCAAGGAUUUAUACCUGGACCUGCAGCCGGCCACCGUUCUGGCCGAGGGCUUCACCGUGCAGACGCUCAGCUCCCGCGGCAUUGCCACGUCCACAGUGUCUCCGUCUAUUCGUAGCUGUCUGUAUCAGGGCAUCGUGAGGAACCACUCAAUCUCCUCUGUGGCCAUCUCUACAUGCAGAGGACUGUCAGGUCUGAUUCAGAUGUCGGGUGAAGAGUUCUUCAUCAGCCCUCUGCCUGAGCAUUUGGCUUUGGAGCACAGCUACAGCGCCCCCGCUGGUCACCAUCCACACGUGCUUUACAAACGCUCUGUGGAGCUCAGAGUCCACGGGGACGGCACGGGCGGAGCCAGCACUCCUGCAACCCCUGCACAGAAGCCCCACGGCGACUACCCGCAGCCGAGGUUCCAGAAGCAGCACUUCUGUGGAAGCCGCAGGCAGUACAUGCCCAAGCUGCCCACAGAGGAUCGUUUUAUCAUGCCUGAUGAGUUUGAGCAGUCUGGCCGGGUAAAGCGAUCCCCGAUCACAUCGAAUAAAGUGGGAGGUCUGAAUGUGGAGACUCUGGUAGUGGCCGACAGGAGGAUGUUGGAGAAACAUGGGAGGGAGAACGUCACCACCUACGUCCUCACGGUCAUGAACAUGGUCUCCAGCCUCUUCAAGGAUGGCACCAUUGGAACAGAUAUCAACAUUGUUGUUGUCAGUCUGCUUCUUCUAGAACAGGACCCACUGGGCCUGUCCAUAAGCCACCAUGCUGACCAAUCCCUGAACAGCUUCUGCCAGUGGCAGUCAGGACUUCUGGGUAAAAACGGCAAACGUCACGACCACGCCGUGCUCCUGACCGGCCUUGAUAUCUGCUCGUGGAAGAACGAACCGUGCGACACCCUGGGAUUUGCCCCCAUCAGAGGUAUGUGUAGUAAAUAUCGCAGCUGCACAAUAAAUGAAGACACCGGUCUGGGCCUUGCCUUCACCAUCGCUCAUGAGUCUGGUCACAAUUUUGGUAUGGUCCAUGAUGGGGAAGGCAACCCCUGUAGGAAGGCAGAGGGUAACAUUAUGUCUCCUACAUUGGCUGGAAAUAACGGCGUGUUCUCCUGGUCAGCCUGUAGCCGCCAGUACCUCAGUCGCUUCCUGGGCACAGCGCAGGCCUCCUGUCUAGGUGAUGAACCCAAGCUGAUUGGCCAGUAUCGGUUCCCUGAGCAACUUCCUGGGCAGUUGUACGACGCUGACACACAGUGCAAGUGGCAGUUUGGCUCCAAGGCUCAGCUCUGCAGCCUGGACUUUGUGAAGGACAUCUGCAAGUCACUGUGGUGCCAUCGGGCAGGGCACCGGUGCGAGACCAAGUUCAUGCCCGCUGCUGAAGGCACCGUCUGUGGGACAGACAUGUGGUGUCGGAAAGGACAGUGUGUGAAGUUGGGCGAUGGGGGUCCCAAGGCGGUCCACGGCCAGUGGUCCAGCUGGUCGGAGUGGUCCGACUGUUCCAGGACCUGCGGGGGAGGGGUCAUGUACCGUGAACGCUCCUGUAACAGUCCCAGCCCACAGCACAGUGGACGUUUUUGCCAGGGAGCCGGCCGCCUGUACCAACUGUGUAACGGCGAUCCGUGCCAGGACGGCUCGGCCAGCUUCCGCGCACAGCAGUGCGCCGAGUACAAUGGCAGGCCCUUCCGCGGCUGGUACUACCGAUGGAAACCCUACACCAGGGUGGAAGAGGAGGACGUCUGUAAGCUGUACUGCAUCGCUGACGACUUUGACUUUUUCUUCGCCAUGGCCAGCAAGGUGAAGGAUGGCACGCCCUGCUCCGAUCACAAACCGGACGUCUGUAUCGACGGGAUUUGUCAGCCGGUGGGCUGUGACCAGGUGCUGGGCUCCGGGGCAACUCUGGAUAUAUGUGGUGUGUGUAAAGGAGACAAUUCCACCUGCAAGUGGUACAGUGGGCAGUACACACUCCAGCACACGGCCGACGAGUACUACCCCAUCGUAACCGUGCCUGUUGGAGCUCGUACUAUCCGGAUACAGGAGACAGAGAUCUCCACCAGCUACCUAGCCGUCCGAGGGGUGGAGAGCAACACCUACUACCUGACCGCAGACUGGACAGUGGACUGGCCGGGCAAAUUCCACUUCGCCGGCACCGUAUUCCACUAUCAGCGCUCACACAAUGUGCCAGAGAGCCUGGAGACAGUGGGACCCACCAACGAGACCCUGCGCUUUGAAAUUCUCCUGCAGGGAAAGAAUCCAGGAGUUUUGUGGGAGUACACCCUCCCCAUCCAGGAGAACAAGCCCAAUUACACCUGGGCCGUGAUCCGAUCCAACUGCUCUGCCUCGUGUGCAGGAGGGCGUGUGUGGAUGAAGGCCGUCUGUCUGCAGGACCAGCGCGCACAGGUCAACGUUUCACUGUGUAGCCCUCACGCACGGCCUGUGCUGACCUUGCAGAUCUGCAACACACAGCCCUGCCCAGCUUACUGGUGGGUGGGGCCCUGGGCCAUGUGCAGUGAGGUGUGUGGAGGAGGACUGCAGAGGCGGGUUGUGAGGUGUCUGAGGAAGAGGAUGUACCAGCGGGAGGAAGAGCUUACACCCUCCCAGUGCCCUGCCUCUGUCCCGCCUCAAACACAACCCUGCAACACACAGGCCUGCCCUGCGGAAUGGGCUACGGGCUCCUGGUCGCAGUGCUCUAAGUCAUGCGGUCGUGGCGUGCGGAGCCGCAGCGUGUUCUGCAGGGCGGCGGAGCCGGGCUCCAAGGCAGUGUUCCCUGACAGCUUGUGUGAGCAGAGACCGAAGCCCAGUGCUCAGGAGCAAUGUGUGUCGAGCCGUUGCCCCAGAAAUGAGCGUCUGCUGUGGCUCCCCACGGCCUGGGGACAGUGUUCGGUGUCAUGUGGGGCAGGUGUCCAGAGGCGGGAGCUCCGCUGUGGGGUGAAGGACUCUGCUGGUGGCUUCACUGAAUUCCCGGCACGCCGGUGCAGAAACCUGCACAAGCCUCACACAGACCUCCAUCAGGCUUGUAGCGAGGACGCCUGCCCUGAGCUGCGGCCCUGGCUCCCCCUACCUGCCCUGGGCAGAGCAGCAGGUGCCAUGCUGCUGGGCUGGUACUCUUCUCCUUGGCAACAAUGCACGGUGUCGUGUGGGGGAGGUGUUCAGACACGCAGUGUGCACUGCCUCAGACAGGGCCGCCUUGCCGCUGGAUGUUUACCCCACCACCGACCAAUCAGCUCCAGAGCCUGCAACACACACUUCUGCCCCGCCCCUGAGCGAUCGUGCAUCGAUUACUAUGCCUGGUGUCACCUGGUGCACCAGCAUGGUGUGUGUAACCACAAGUUGUACGGUGUGCAAUGCUGCAAGUCCUGCUCAGCCAAGAAACUCUAAUAUCAGAGAACUACAUUUCCCACAAGCCCCCUGACCGACUCUGAGUCCUGAGUCUGACCGACUGAAAGAAUGACCCUGUGGAGACUCAAAGGGCCCAAACUGGAUUUUCAGGAGUAAGAUGCACAGAAAAUGAACACCACAGACAUGAAGUCGUCCAGCGCCUGGAAUACUUCAUCACAGAAACACUUUUGGAGAAAUUAUGAACUCUGAAUUUCUGCUAAAACUGUGGGAAAAAAAACAAAAAACUAAAAUGGCAUGUGUUAACUGGAAUUUCCCUGGACAGGACGGUGUGUGUGUGUGUGUGUGUGUGUGUGUGUGUGUAAAGUCUUGCCUGUUCUCUUUCAGCCUGGCACGUUUUAGUUGGAGGAACUAGAGGCCCAGAACAUGUUAUUCUGGCUAGCGUGUCACUGUGUGUCCAGCACUGUGGACUGGACUUGACUGCCGUGCUCUGUGAGUGACUCAUGAACACACUCAGUAGACAGUAGAAUGUGUUUCACAGCAUUCAGGUCAUCCUGGUUUGUCUGUAUCUGUGUUUCUGUGUUUUUCUCCAAUAUGAUGUACUGUAAGCAUUGUUUGAUCAGUGGCUGCAAACUUUGUGUUGAAGCAGAAUUCACCUCUUAAGGACGUUGCGGACACAACAUUGUGUCCUGUGUGUUUACAGUUCUUGUAUUCCAGGUGCUGUCCAGUUUCGUUUCUGCUGUAGUGCUUUGCUUUGCUCCUUCAUCACGCCCUGUAUGACCCAGGGCUCGUCAGCACUAUAGUAGCUCACAGCGCAAUCUGCACUCUGUCCAGGUGUUGUGGACGAGGGUUGGGCAGGGUGUGUUUGAUAGCUGACGAGAGUUUAGUAGCUUCCAUUUACAGACCGUUUCACUUUAGUGGUGACCAGUUACCCAGCCUGCGGAAAGGGGUCAGUCCUGUUUGAAGAAAAGAGAAGAAGACGGGUUUGACCCUCCCACACCCCUGCUCCCUCCUCUCCUCUCUCCUCUCUCCAGCGUUGAGGUUAGGCUGGAUUGUGGACUGUUCCCGGUGCUGCUGUUUAACACACAGCAGUGACGGGAGUUACUCUGUCUGCCCAGCAGGGGGCACUGGAUCGCUCAGGAAAUGGGGAGCGGUACUGUGAGGGGCACAGUGAAACUAGGAGGAAAUACAAGAGAAAGACCAGAGUCUAGUUGUAGGUCAAUCUAAUCUGUCCAUUCAUCCAUUAAUUCUAAAGCAGACCGUUUAGUUCUUUUUUGAAACAGUCUUCUUGUUUUGUAACUGCAGUGCAUCUUUGCCUGUCCUCUGAGGUUACACAACUAACAUUUCCUAGUUGUAUAAAUGUCAAUGUUGAGAUGGACGUGCCCUGUAAACUAAACUGUAAAGUGUUCAAACGUUAGCUGACACUGUGCUCCUUGUAAUAAACCAGUGAGGAAGAGUUUCGCUCCACGGUCUUGUUUACCAGCCGCGCAUUCACGCCGGCCCCCUUCUCUGUCCUACAAACGUGUGUGUCACUUUACUGCGUCCUUCAUCUCCAUGAGUUUCUAGAGAAAUAUAAGGUGUAUAAAUGCGUAAUUUAUUGGUAUGUCACACUAUAA